Messenger RNA from Tyto alba (common barn owl), 2462 nucleotides. RefSeq names its product ADP ribosylation factor like GTPase 14 effector protein (gene ARL14EP). The coding region runs from base 331 to 1113 and encodes 260 amino acids. NCBI's taxonomy places the organism in Eukaryota, Metazoa, Chordata, Aves, Strigiformes, Tytonidae. The record is from RefSeq and is a predicted model, not a curated record. Gene Ontology annotation, cellular component: intracellular membrane-bounded organelle. The transcript is spliced from 5 exons.
CCAGCCCAGCGCGCAUGAAUUUAACGAUUGGAGACGGACUGGCCGCCUCAUUGCGCGCUGCCGGGCCCAGCUGCUUUGGGGCGAGCCAGAGGCCGCGAACAGCCGCUCCGAGCAGCGCUGCCGUCGCUGGAGGAGCGCGGAAGCCAGGUGCCGGCGUCCCGGUGGAAGGAAGUCCACGGCGAGUACCGAAUAUCCCUUUGGUCAGUGGGAGUCAGCUGUCCCAGCUGUGUUCCCUCACAGCUGCUUGUGCACCCUCAGCCUCCUCGCUGGCAGAGCAGUGUGAGCAGCAGAAAAGGCCUUGACACUGUAAAGUUGUUCUGAUAAAGUAAAAUGGAUCCUUGCACAGUUGGACUUCAGCUUCAAGCUACCAAUGAAUGCCAUAAGACUUAUUAUACCCGUCACACUGGCUUCAAGACUAAGCAAGAUAUAUCUUCAUCUGAUCUGCUGCUACUUCAGCUUAGGACGGGAAUAACCCUUUCUGAAAACAAUACAAUCUGCUUCCACCAUGCAAAAAUUUACAUUGAAAGAUUUGAAGACUUGCAGAAGUCAUGCUGUGAUCCCUUUAAUAUACACAGAAAGCUAUCAAAGAAAAACUUGCGAGCAAUUGACUUAGAUGAUGCAACUUUUCUAAGUGCCAAGUUUGGAAGACAAUUUGUACCUGGUUGGAAGCUUUGUCCCAAAUGUAUGCAGAUAAUAAACGGAAGCGUGGAUGUUGAAUCUGAAGAUCGACAAAAAAAAAAACUUGAUUCAGACGGGCGUACAGCUAAGGCCUUAAAGUCUCUACAGUUUGCUAAUCCAGGACGACAGACUGAAUUCACUCCUGAGACCAGUAAGAGGGAAAAAAGAAGGCCGCAAGUAAAAAAUGCAUCAUUUAAUUCGGACAGGCAAGUUAUACCAGCCAAGAGUAAAGUCUACGAUAGCCAGGGGCUGCUACUUUACAGUGGGAUGGACCUCUGUGAUUGUCUUGAUGAAGACUGCCUGGGAUGUUUCUAUGCUUGCCCCAAGUGUGGCUCCAACAAGUGUGGAGUUGAAUGUCGCUGUGACCGCAAGUGGCUGUAUGAGCAAAUUGAGAUAGAAGGAGGAGAAAUAAUUAAAAAUAAGCAUGUUGGUUAGUGUAUAUGCACAUUAUUUAUCCCGUGUAUAUAUUCCAUGCUUUGAUUAAACACAACACAUUCAUUGUUUUGUGGUUUAAUGAAAGCCAUUGGAAUUCAUCACAAUCCACAGGAUUAAUGUGCUCGCUUUCACAUUCAUUUUCAGCAUGAUUAUGGAAACAAUCAUACUAGACUUUUCACACUUCAUUCUACCUUGUACUCAGUCUUGUUAAAUGUCAUCUAAGUAAGUUCUCCUUGAACAGUCUUUCACUGUAUUUAAGUAUAAGGUGCAAAGUUUUCAUGUGAUAUAUCCUGAACCACUCACUGCUAUUUCAUACACUGUUUUGUAGAGUGUACCAUCUCCAUGUAUCCCUAAGUUUUCCAUCUCUAGUUCAGGGUCUCAUGGGUUUGAAUCUGUUUUAUGUGAAACACUGUAAAAGUUCUCAGUGAACUUACACGCUUAGUAAAGCUCUCUCUAAUAUCAAUAGAGAAUGCUGUAUCUUCUACAGUUUAUCCCAGCUACAUCAGACAAGAUUAAUCCUGUUCACUUAAAUGGAUUCAGAGGCAUUUAAGAGUUCAGAUCCCAUUCAAGCUACUGGGAUGUGAGAUCAAGUUAUCCUUAUGAAUACAAGCCUCACUGUUUAAGUGUUAUUAAACUGUCAAGUUUAAUACUGUUAAGUGUUUAAAGGCAUUGAAAACUAUAUUUAAGUGUUUAGUUUUAGUACUGUUUUGUUGAUUUCUGUAUAAUAGAAAUAAUUUUGCUGUAUUUGUUACCAGUCUGUAAUUGGACUGGACUGGUACUUCAGCAGCCCUCUACCUUAAAAACAAGUAAAAAGAAAAAAGGGAAAAGGUUUCCAUGCAGCUGAAGUGAAUUUGAGUGUCUCUUCCCAAACUAAGAAUAUCUAGACUGCUACCAAAAAAACAUCAGUUUUUAAUUGAAAUUAUGUUUGGUUGAUGCAUUAUCUAUCUUUAGAACAUUAAAAUUUUACAAUACAAAAAUAAUUAUAGAAAAGCUAUUUUAUAGUUGAAAUCUUAAUAACAUUUAGUGUUAGUCCUUGGUAUUUUUGUUGUGUUUUAGAUAAGUUUACUAUUUCUGUGAUAGACUAGUAAGAUCUGAAUGCUUAUUGAAUCACAUUUAUUAGAGAAUACUGAUAACUAUUGAUUCCUGAAGACUUACUUGAUAAAGUUGUAUAAUCUUUUUUUUUCCUGAUAAGUGUUGGGAAGAUUGCAUUGCUAAAAUCCAAAAUUAUGCUUUGAGUUGUACUGACCUCUGCUGGUCCUAGUGAAGUAGCAACAUCAAUUUACACUACAUUUGUAUUAGAUAUAUAUAUAUAUGCUAGAAAAAUAAAGAUACUUUCUGUUUUGGUCAGA